CGAGGAAUGUCAGAGAGUUGUCGCCAUCGUUUUGGAGCGAAAGAGCGACGAUUUUUCUUUUCUCAGAGGCUGAUAUCUGUUGCUAUUCAAGCCGCAGCUAGUCUUUCAGAAAAUUUUUAGUGAGACGCAGUGGCUGGACGACAAGAGGUAGAGUACUGAUAAUUGAUUUGCCUUUACACAUGAUUUCCAAAUAAAUGUCGGCACGAGAUAUGCAGUGACUCAGGUCGGUCAGCCUGAUGAUUUUCGUACAAGAUACUGCACCCCUUCGGUAACGUGUAAAACGCUCAAGACGUUCGGACCGUAGCCAGUAGCCUCGUACAGCAUGCCUAGCCUAGUAGGAUCGUACAGCCUAAGCCUAGCCAGCCUACGCCUAUGCUUAUGCCUAUCGUGAGUAUUUCCAUCCUCACAGUGUAAAUGAGUAACCCCGCGCGGAUACUCAACGGACGAAAAUCAUCCCUACUGGAUUCCGCUCCUGUUUUGAUGUGUUCGAGACUUACACAAAAAAUGACCAAAAAGAAGAACUCGCCAUGAUGGAAAGCUCGUCAUGAUGGAAAGUUUGAAAACAAAAAGCGUGGUAGAGGCGGAAGAAGCUGAUCAGACGCGCUGUGAAGAGCAUCUUCCGUUGCUUCCCCAAUCCCAAGAUGUUGAUGCCACAAGCAACGCGCCGCGCCCGCGAGAGGACAAGCAUCAGGACGAGGGGCAUGUUCCACGUGUCUCUGCCCCUAGAGAGUUAGACGGGGUCGCAUCCCCAUCAAGACGGCGAGAGCAGAAGAACGAACUGGCUGCUGGGUCGGCUGCUUACGACGAAGGUCUUUGUUCCACUUCGGAAAUGGGCGGUGCACGCGCUGCCGUCUCUCCUGGCAAAUCCAGCUGGCCGGGUGUUGUGUUUGCGGUGUCAGUCGUCCUCGUCGUGUUUGCCGGUUUGAGGUACAGUUGUGUCGCCCGCAGCUUGCAACCCAGUUCCAUCACUGUUUUCCGCAACCUGCGCGGUACUAUUCCCCCUGCUGCUCGAGAGGACCGCAAUUAUCUGGUCCACCGUCGUGCGCUCCUCGAAGAUGGUGGCACAAAAGCUCCUGCCAGGUCGCUCGAAGUUGACGCUGGUCGUGACAAGGUGGACAGCACGGAGGCUGCCAGUUCCCCGGUCCUCGUGUCGAACCCGCCGACACUUAACGACGGUAUUGUUCAGCAAGAGAAUGUCGACUUCGUCCUCGGAAUGAUGCGACACGUCUGGAGUGGGUACAGGACGGCCGCGUGGGGCCACGAUGACGUCAAGCCGGUUUCGGGCGAAGCUUCGGACUGGAUCGGGUACGCGGUGCAGGUGAUCGAGGCGCUGGACACGUUGUACUUGAUGGGCUUGCAGCCCGAAUUCACCGAAGGCCUGUUCCUGUUGACGAACGCGACGACGGUUGCUGGUUCAAGAAAACUUUCGCUGCCUAACAUCCGCAGUGACCGGACAUCAGCUGCUUUUCAUCAAAGGAAUACCACGUUCAUUUUGGGCGAAAACGCGGCAGAUCGUCCUCCCAUGUGCACGUUUGAGAUCGUAAUUCGUGCACUAGGGGGCUUGCUCGGAACAGCAGAUUUGCUUCGGAUCGAUCCGCGCGGUUGGGCAGACGGAAUAUCUCCCACUUCUAGUGCUGCUGAUGAAGAGGGGAUGUUGGCAAACAUAGCCAUUCAGUCUGUAGUGCCGGCACUUGAGACCACAGCUCGCUCUGGAAAAGGCAUAUUAAAGACUCCUACGCCGACUGCAGUGACGCAUCUUGCCUCGUUGGCGAGGGAGGUUGGCGUCGAUUUGCUCGACUACGCUUUUCCGAAUGUCGGUGAAAACCGGAUCCCCUUCCCUCACCCCGCCUUGCAGCUGGACACACAUGCCACUGAGAAUUGGGGGAACACGCAUUUUCUGGCCGAGGUGGGCAGCAUCCAGUUAGAGUUUCGCGCGCUGGCCAACCAGCAAGCGGCCCCCGAACUGUGUGCAAAGCCAGACCAGGUGCUGGCGGGAAUUCUGCGCAACGCCUACCGCGGACGCACGGAAAAUCAACUUCCCGCAGUUAUGGAUGGUCGCGCGUCGCAGUACGGCAGUACUACGGGGCUGCUGGGCAGCAAGAUCGUGGAAAAGUAUCAUCGUGAGGACAACUCUUUGACUCUGUCGUUUUCCGGGCGCGUGUCUCUUUCGGCAAGGUCUGACUCCUUCUACGAGUACCUGCUAAAGCUGUGGCUUUUAGGUGGCAAGCGCGAAACGAACUUGUUAUCGAGCUUCGCGCAGUCAGUCCGUGACGCGCGGCACCUCCUCAUCCGCGAAAGCGCCGACGGGACUGCUGCGUUUCUGGGAAGUUAUGAGGACGGCAAUUUUCAGGCGCGCAUGGACCAUUUGUCCUGUUUCUUUCCGGGAACUCUACUGCUGGCCGCACACGAGGCGUCUACGUCCGAAGCAGCAAAAACGGCUGUGGCGCCAGACGAGAUUCGUACGUGGCGAGAGCUGGCGCGGAAGCUUCUUCGUGUGUGCGUGCGGAUGUACACGGAAAACGCCCCGUUGUUUUUGGCACCGGAGUACGUCGAUUUUGAUGCCACACAGAACCAACUGCAUUUCGACGACGUCCGCCGAAAUUCCGGCGGUCGGAAAAAUUUGUUGCGGCCGGAAACCCUAGAGUCGCUGUACUACUUGCGGUACUUUGCGGCCGCUUUCGGGGGGGAGGCACAGAGCGUGGAGUUGGAAGCGCAAAAAAAUGGCAUGCAAAUACUGAAACAGAUGACGCGGGCAGGAAAAAGUCGCUUCGGAUUCUCCUCCGUCGACACGGUCACGGGAGCGAAGACCGAUUCCAUGGAAAGCUUUUUCGUCGCGGAGACACUUAAGUACGGGUAUUUGUUGCAGGCCCCCCGGUCGACGUUGGAUCUUUCGACGUUCGUGCUCUCCACUGAGGCUCAUCCCUUCCUACGAAGUACGCCGGAUGGUGAUAAUCCUUCGGUUGCUCCCGGCGUUGCUGCGGACCGCGAAAUUUCGUCAUGAUGAGCCUUUUCUUUUUCCCAAAGGCAACGAUAAAGAAUUUAAGAAUACAGACGAGCAAUAAUUGAUGAAUAUAGUAUUUGUGAAUGUAAAUGUAUGAUAUGAAGAUCCCCCCUGUCUGUUUCUUUUGGGGGGCGUUUUUUUUAGCGUUUCUGAUUCAUUUCAGUUCGCUUCUUGAUGAAGAACUGAAGUGUCUGCAAAGCAGGAGUUGUGCAAGAAUUAGCAAUGCCGACACCCAGCCUGAUGUUCAGGUGAAAGAGAACGUGACAAUGAUUCAGAACAAAAUGUACGACUCGAGCUAUAAAACAAUUUUAACACAAUUAUCAAAAGUGUGCGACCUCCUCAGGAGAGAGCGGAG
This is a messenger RNA of Amoebophrya sp. A120, 3356 nucleotides long. The record is from the annotation of a GenBank genome assembly. NCBI's taxonomy places the organism in Eukaryota, Dinophyceae, Syndiniales, Amoebophryaceae.